GUGAGAUUGAGAACUAUGCUUUUGCUAUAGCCGUGAUAAUCUCUCGCGAUCGCUGUUGAUCGUUUAUGCCGACGGAACACAUACUGGUUCGAGGUGGUUGAGUAUAGACGUUUGAUAGUCACACGGUACGAUAGAUGUGGGGCUCUCAGUAAAGGUUCAACGUUUAUGCACAGAUAAUGUUUCACUUCAUUGGUAGAGUAACUUUGUUUUACGGUUUGUUGUGUGUGCUGUCUCUGGCGGUGGCCCAAGAGAAUCGGUUAACGUGCGGUAGACGCAAAGUGAAGUCGGUUUACCUCAUCCACAAUGGCAUUGACGCCAAGGCCGGUCACUGGCCGUGGCAUGCGGCGAUCUUUCAUCGAAAGGGCGAGCAGAAUGAGUACGCUUGCGGUGGUGCGGUAAUUGAUGAGAACACUGUUCUCACUGCGGCACACUGCAUCUACACAACGAGAGGUAUAAUCCCAAAAACCCUGGUAACAGUGCAUCUUGGACAAUUGGAUCUUAAAGAAAAAGAUGAAUACACACAGACUCACAGUUUGCAGGAAAUUAUACUACAUCCUAAAUACAACUCCUCAAGUAUUAUCAACGACAUUGCUCUACUUAAGCUGAGCUCGCACAUCACCAUGACGAAGUACGUGCAACCCGUCUGUCUGUGGACAAUGGACAGCAAGCUGGAUACGAUAGUGGAUAGAAACGGAACGAUUGUUGGAUUUGGUCUGAACGAACAGGAUGUAGUUUCGGAGCAGCUCAAACAAGCAUUGAUUGGUGUGGUCGAUCCGUUGACAUGCAUCGCAAGUGAUCGUAGCGUGUUCGGUACGCAUCUGACGUCGGACAUGUUCUGUGGAAAAGGACAGAUGGGUGUGAGUGCGUGCAACGGAGAUAGCGGUGGCGGUAUGUUCUUUGAGGUCGGCGGCAAAUGGUUUGUGAGAGGCUUGGUGUCGUUUACUCCAUUGCGUGGAAAUACCGGACUGUGCGAUCCUCUCAAGCACACCGCCUAUACCGAUGUGGCCAAGUAUCUAGAAUGGAUUUCGCAGUACAUUGAUCAGCGAGUGCUAUCCUUCGAGAACGACGUGCUGGACAUAGAUUAUGAGGAAAAGCUACGACUGUUCAACUUUGGUACUUGCGGUGUGAAAUCUUCAACUAUGCUAAAUGAUGGAUCGAGCUGGACGCUUCCCUGGCUUGGAUUUGUUAUCGUGUCUGGAGCUACUGACAAUUUCCGCAGUGCAAGAUGUGUGGUGACAUUAAUAAGCGAUUGGUACGCGAUUGGCCCUGCACAUUGUUUUGCUAACGACGGUAUCGAACGAUCUAUUCUACUCGGAGGACCAUCGGAAUCGACAAAAUCAGAAUGUUUUGACCGUCAUGGAAGCACACAAUGUACUUAUCCGACCCAAACGGUGCAGAUUGAAAGAAUUAUCACCCAUCCGAAGUACGAUAGCAAUAACUUUGGGAAUAAUAUAGUGCUGAUUGAGUUGCUGGAAGCAGCCAAUACAACACAGCCGAACGUGAAGCCCAUCUGUGUAUCAGCUAUUCCAGAGCUACGAACAAAUGAGAUGACCAACUUAUCCGUGGCAACCUACUCAAGACGAACGACAACAUAUGGAGAUCAAGCCGUACACCAAACCAGCACAGAAGAAUGUAUGGAUCGGUACGCUGACUUAGGGUUGACCAUCAGUUGGAAAAACAUGAGAUUCUGUGCACGAACGGCAACUAACGAUGACUCAAGCUGUGUGUCCCUGAGGAGUGGUGCUCCAUUACACCAGUUGCGUUUGCUUGGGGGAUCGGAACGAUACUUCUUACGUGGGUUUGAAAUAUUAGGCCUCGCUUGUACAUCAGGAGCACCACCAGUAUACAACAACAUGGAUGAAUACCUCGACUGGAUACUAUACAACAUGCGAUACAACAUUCAAGACACAAAUGAAGUUGUUCGUAUUUUAAAACCUAACAUAGCUAAACAAACUCUCGAAAUGGAAUGGAGCAUGUUGCAGCAGCAACCGGGAAAAGAACAGUUGAAUCUUUUCAAUAUGGAAACCUGUGGUUUACCCAGCACGCGCAACCAGAACUUGGGACAGGUAACUGUCCUACCGUGGGUCGGGUUCUUCCAAGCCGCGGAAAAUGUUACAGAUGAAUACUCGACGACAAGAAGUUUGGUAGUGCUCAUAAGCGAAUGGUAUGCAUUGACCCCAAAGCGUACGGUACAGAACGAUGUUACUUGGCGAUUACUUAUACUAGGUCAGUAUAAUCCGGAUGAUCCCACCAACUGCUACACUGGCACAUGCGAAAUAACACAUCAGCUGGUAGAAAUCAAGAACGUUAUCCUUCCUCCGCCCGAUCAUCCCAGGCAGGUGUUUGCGUUGAUAGAGCUGCUUGAGCCGGCCAAUCUGAAGGUUCCCUACAUCAGACCAAUCUGUUUGCCUUUUAUGGACCAGCUGUAUCAACAAAAACCCAUGGAAGUGGUUAUAUCGUCCAACAUAUCGUUUACCAUUGAAAACAAAAAGCUGAAAAUGAUCGAUUACCUGAAUUGCCAGCAAAGGUUGCUGCUCGGCAAUCAUUUCGUCACCUUCGACGGGGACUUUCCGUGUGCAAUCGAGGCGGAAAAGCUCCGACAAACACCUUUAUCUUCAAACCUAGGCAGUCCGGUGCAGAUGCCGAUACGGUACGGAGGACGCACACGCUACUUUCUAUACGGAAUGGAUGGUAAUCAGCCGCAUAUUUUCGAGGACUUGGUCUAUGGGCCGUACCUGUUUGGAACGGUUCAGAAGAAAGACCUUGACUGGAUAGUGGAGAGCAUGCGGGAAAAAGAGCGACAAACUUCAUUCAUCAGCACAAGCAAGAAUGAACGGGUGCAUUUGAGCCCAAUUCAGUAUGCUUCCAAGAGGGCAUUGUUUAACUUUAACACCUGUGGGAAAUCAUCGAGUAGCUAUCCAAUGCCAUGGAUGGGGAAUGUAUUCUCCAAUGCACCGUUUUUCAACGUAAGCAGAUGUUCGGUGACUCUCAUUAGCGACCAAUACGUUGUUGGUCCAGGAUAUUGUUUUAGCGAUGCAAGCACAGAGAACAUUAUAGAAUUCGGGAUUGGAAGUGAUACGGCCCAGAGAGAAUGCACAAAGACAAAUAACUCUGCAUCAUGUCCUCUUCCUAAGCAACGCGUUGCAACCCACAAGAUCUUUCUUCAUCCGCAUUACAACCGAACCAACUAUGGCAACGAUAUUGCGUUGGCUAAGCUUGCUACUCCUGUGGAUACAUCACUACCGAAUGUGAAGCCCAUCUGCUUGCCGAUUAUUGAUGAAAUACGUAGUUAUGAUACAUCGAGCUUGGUAAUGGCCUCUUCUAGUUUAAAUUCACUUACUGACUUCAAAAUCACCACCGUUGAUGAUAAGUACAUAGAUCACAGGGAGUGUCAAAAUAGGUGGCAAGGUUUGAGGGUGAGCUUUACCAUAAAUAACAUGAAACAUUGUGUGAUUACAAAACGAACACAGGAUGAUGAAUGUGUUGGUGUAUUUACUGGGGCUUCACUUCACUCAUUGCAAAGACUAGAAUCGAGUGAAAGACACUUUCUGCGCGGAUUUGAUGUGAUCUUGCCGAGAGGUUGCAGUAUCUAUUAUCCUGCAGUUUACACAAACACAGAUGGGUAUUUGGAUUGGAUACUGGAAACUAUGGAGCAGCCAGUGGGUUUGCCGUUUGAUCUGCAAAAGGAACUUAUAUUUAGUGACAAAUGAAAAAAAAAAUCUUUACGAUUAACGCACAAUGCGUCACGAAAAAAUAAA
Molecule: messenger RNA, 3758 nt
Organism: Anopheles arabiensis
Lineage: Eukaryota; Metazoa; Arthropoda; Insecta; Diptera; Culicidae
Product: chymotrypsin-C-like
Exons: 5
Coding region: 177-3710 (1177 amino acids)
Biological process (GO): proteolysis
Molecular function (GO): serine-type endopeptidase activity
Source: RefSeq, a predicted model, not a curated record